Lepisosteus oculatus (spotted gar) is the source of this 2082-nucleotide messenger RNA. It is a transcript of the gene cav2, whose product is annotated as caveolin 2. Gene Ontology annotation, molecular function: protein kinase binding; molecular adaptor activity. Gene Ontology annotation, cellular component: caveola; perinuclear region of cytoplasm; cytoplasmic vesicle. The record is from RefSeq and is a predicted model, not a curated record. Gene Ontology annotation, biological process: insulin receptor signaling pathway; regulation of cytosolic calcium ion concentration; cell differentiation. Lineage: Eukaryota; Metazoa; Chordata; Actinopteri; Semionotiformes; Lepisosteidae.
CAAGGGAGAAAAGAGAACUGAGCAUUCAGCGCCCUUAGUAGCUUGUCCUUAGUGCUGCUUUCCUCACGGGGCGUGUGCCUGUCUGGGACAGACUUGCGCAGCAGAAACACAAAUGCCAAAAGAGCGCUACCGAACACAACGCUGUGCUUGUACCGUGCAGGUUGAAAAUGGGAUUAGAAAAAGAGAAAUGUGAAACCAGCAUUAUCAUGGACGAAGACGAGUUCAAUAAGUCCAUUGAACCAAUUCUACCUAGGAAGACGAAAGUCCGCACCGGUCCAGACAGAGACCCGCAUGACAUAAACUCGCACUUAAAGAUUAACUUCGAGGAUGUCGUUGGAGAGCCGGACACUACUCACAGCUUUGAUAAAGUGUGGAUUGGAAGCCACGCUGUGUUCGAGCUGGUUAAAUAUGUGUUCUACAAACUACUGACAACUCUUCUUGCAAUUCCUCUCUCUUUUGUAGCCGGAAUUGUACUCGCAGUCCUGAGCGCCUUACAUAUUUGGGUUGUGAUGCCAUUAAUCAGAAGCUGCAUAAUGGCGCUGCCUUCUGUUCAGUCAGUCUGGAAGAGCCUGGUGGACAUAUUUAUCUCGCCCUUGUUCCGGAGUAUGAGGAGGUGUUUGUCUGCUGUCAACAUCCAGGUCUUGCAAAAUUAACCAACACCUGCUUAAAGAAAUAAGUCUAAUAAUGAUUGAAAAGGCAGAGGAAAGUAGUUUUAAUUUGCGACCAAGUUAUUCCUUCUCAUUCCAUUUUUCUGAAGCACGUAGCAUUUGCAUUUCGACUAUCUGGUGCUGGUUUAAAUGCAAGGAUGGGUACGUUAUCUCUAGGUGACAGAAGUGUAUGAUGUGUGCAAUACAAUACAGAACAACUGUUUUAGCUUUAUGAAUAUUAUUUAGAUUGAUAUGCUCAUUUGAAUGAAAUGUAUGUAGAGUUUUAUACAAGGCUGUAAAUAGGUAAUAUACUGUAGAUUGGGCUGAUAAAUGUUAUUUUCAGUACUUCCUACUAACUAUAUAUGUUGGAUUUUUUUUUACUUUAGCAAAUAAUAUCUUUUGAUACACUCUAAGUUAAAAAAUACUGCUUCUAAUUUAACAUGAAUCAAUUGUGAGUGAGUGAGGUCUGCCAUAAUAAAUCCCAAUGUGUUUUAUAUUAAAGGUUUGUGUUAAUAGACACAUUAUCUGUUAACUGGGGCUUGCUUUUAGUUUUCUUUUUUCUAAAUGUGAUUGUAUAUUUGGUUUUGCUAGUGUAAUAAUCUAAGAGUUGACCGUAAGGCCUAAAAAGUAACAUAAGAGGAAAAUGUAAUCAGACUUUCUCUCUAAACGCACCUUGCUAGAAUUCAAGCUCAGAAAGUAUUUUAGGCAACAUGGUUAACAGAACAUCUCCUAAUAUCAACCAAAAAAUUGAGCUGGAUCUUAAAACAUGGUUGAAGGUCACUCGUUUCUACAUUCUAAAGAAAGCAAUAUGAAAAUAUUAAAAAUGACUAUUAGUUUUAAAGGAUUUACACUUUCCCACAUCACUUAGUUUUAAACUAAAGACACCCUUCUCAGUUUAAUCUCAUGUUCAGUCUUAAUAUUUUAAGAAUGUCCUCUUUUGGUUUCUUGAUUUGCAAUGGAACCACAUGAAAGAAGUUGCUAAUUAAUAAACAAUUAAUAAUCAAUAAACAAUUGUGCCAAGCAACAUCUACUGUACUGACAAAAGAGAGCUCCCUUAAAAAGAAGUGUGAAUACAGCCUGUAUCAAGGGGUUUUUAUUUGCUCUGACUUACAGUACAGAGAAUAAAAAAAUAAGUCUGUAACUAACCCGAGUAAUUAAAAAACCCACUACUCACAUAUUGCAGGUCACAGAAACCUCAUAUUUACCCCUUACAGCUAAGUCCAAAAGAAGCAGUAGAAAUAAGUUUAUUUUUUUCUAUUUAUAUCAUUAUAUUAUUAUAUUCUUUAAAAAAUAAUAAUGGAGAUUAUAGGGAAACAUUGUGAGCAUAUUGAUAGUUUUACAUGCUGUAACGUAACAGGGCACAUAAAGUUUGUGUAACCAAAAAGAACUAUUUCAUUUUGUGUUUCUCAGAUUAAAUUUAAUAUUUCAGAUUCUA